GGAAGAUAUGGAAGACACGGACCAUGUUUUGCAUCGUCUUUGCCAUUGGCGGAUUAUUCGAGAUCAUAGGAUUCGGAGCACGAGCGUCCGCCCACAGCCGCACCGGUAGCGUCUUCACCUAUUCCAUCCAGAACGUGUUCAUCCUCCUCGGACCGACCCUCUUCGCCGCCACCGUCUACAUGACCUUGGGACGUAUCAUUCGCAGCAUCCGUGCAGAGCAAUACUCGGUGGUUAGGGUGAACUGGUUGACCAAGAUUUUCGUGACGGGGGAUGUCGUAUCAUUCCUUCUCCAAGGCUCCGGAGCUGGCAUCAUGGCCACGGGAAGCAACGCAACUCUGGGUCAAGACAUAACCAUGGUCGGUCUGGUGGUGCAAGUGGUGAUGUUUGUCCUAUUCAUCAUUACCGCCAUGAUCUUCCAGGUCCGGAUGCACAGCUACCCAACCCGUCAGGCUUUUGACGCCGACCUUCCGUGGAAGAAACACCUCUACACACUCUAUGCGGUCAGCCUGUUGAUCCUGAUUCGGUCCAUUUUCCGAGUAGUGGAGUAUGGUAUGGGUCAGGAUGGGUAUCUGCUCAGUCAUGAAUGGACCCUGUAUAUUUUCGAUGCGGUUUUGAUGUUUGCUGCCAUGGUUAUUUACGGCGUGUUCUUCCCGAGUGAGCUGCAAGUUAAACGUCCGAAGAGCGUCGAGGGCAGUGGCAUGGCAUUGGGUGGCGCGGAGAGUAUUUAAUUGUUCAUUCUCUUUCUUUUUUUAAUGUUCAUUUGUAAUUAUUGUGUUGCUUUAGCAUAUCUUUCUUUUCUUUCUGUCUAUUGGUUGUCAUAGUAUACGGAUUACCCUGGUACGGAGCAUUGCGAAAUUGCACCACUCAAAUUCUAUAGAAUUGAGACAAGAGACCAAAAAUAAACACCCG
Molecule: messenger RNA, 909 nt
Organism: Aspergillus glaucus CBS 516.65
Lineage: Eukaryota; Fungi; Ascomycota; Eurotiomycetes; Eurotiales; Aspergillaceae
Product: RTA1 domain-containing protein
Exons: 2
Coding region: 24-728 (234 amino acids)
Cellular component (GO): membrane
Source: RefSeq, a predicted model, not a curated record